AUGCCCGGUCUCCUGCGCAAACUAGUUAUCGUCGCCGCAGUCGACGGCCUAAUCCUUCACGCAGCCAACACCCGAUCUAACAGCGGAUGCAAUAAUGAAGCCUCCUCAAUCCGCAUCGACUACAAAACGAACAAGAUAACCGCCCUGCCAACCUCGGCCUCAGAGCCUCUCGACGGGAAAGACGCCCUAGAAGCCCACGGUCUAAUCGGCCUAUUAUCCGUCGACUCAUACUCAUUCCUGGUAUCAAUCACACAGCGCGAACAGGUCGCCCAAAUCCAAGGCCGACCCGUCUACGCCGUAACAAACGUGGCCAUCAUCCCCAUCUCCUCCCAAGCAGACGCCACCCGCGCAAUCAUACAAGCUAGAAAAGAUACAGCCCAGGAGAUCCUCUCGCUCGACUCCUCCGAUGAAGAUGAAGACGAUCUCCCGGAUAAUGAAAUAGAUCGUGCGGAGGUAGAGAUUGGUAGCUUGCCCGCGUCGCCGACUCGUGAGUUGCACCAUGCCCGCGGUGCUAGCGCUGGAAGCAUCGCGGAAGAUGUAAUCGGCAAGCGGGUUCGCUUUGGUCGCUUUGCGGCUAAUUGGUUGUCGCGUAAGAACUUGGGCUUGCCUAGGCCUGGUGCUUUGGAGCAGGAUGCCCCUGCCACUGCUCCUGUUCCGGCCCAAGUGGCUGAGUCUGAAUCACCUUUUGAUGACGAUGCGCCCAGCCCUUCGAGUGAGGCCCGUGAUGCAAAGGAUGGGCCUUCUUUGCAGGCGGGUACGCUCGAUGGACCGGGCGAGUCGGAUUUCGAUCGGCUGAAAUCUGGUCAGGCUACUGAUCUCUUGCCGAAGUUGUUAAGGUAUACGAGGCUUUUGUUUGCUUCGCGCAAUUUCUUCUUUGCUUAUGAUUAUGACCUUACGCGUUCUCUGCACACGCAGGAGGCUAGGAAGGAUUUGCUUCCGCUUCAUAAAGUUGUUGACCCGUUGUAUUUUUGGAAUAGACAUUUGAUGAAUGCAUUCAUUGAUAAUGGGGCUCAUGGUUUUGUUUUACCGCUUAUUCAAGGCUUCGUUGGCCAGCGUGAAUUUACCAUUGCUGGCGCUGAGAAAAAGUCGUCAGAAGAACUCACAGGAGGUAAAAUUCUCGGUGAGAAGCGCGAGGCUGAGGCUGUUGAAACCGACGCCAGCAAGCGUGAUUACCUUCUGACGCUCAUUUCUCGACGGUCUGUUAAUCGGCCGGGUCUUCGUUACCUGCGCCGCGGUAUCGAUGACGAGGGCAACACCGCCAAUACUGUCGAGACUGAGCAGAUUUUUUCAGUUCCUGAUUGGAAUCCGUCUCGUCCUGCCUACUCUUAUAUGCAAGUCCGAGGCUCAAUCCCGUUGUACUUUUCUCAGUCGCCAUAUACUUUAAAGCCAAUUCCUGUGUUGCAUCAUUCAGCGGAUACCAAUCUUCUUGCUUUCAGCAGACACUUCCGAGAGUUCAGUCGGAGGUACGGGAAGAUCCAGGCCGUUUCCCUCGUUGACAAGCUCGCCGGUGAAUUGAAGCUAGGAGAGCAAUAUGAGAGAUACACGCAAUCCUUCAAUGAAGCCGGUGGCAUUGAUGGCACUCCAUUGAGCCUCGAGUGGUUUGACUUCCACCGCGAAUGUCGCGGAAUGAAGUUUGAGAACGUGUCUCGUUUGGUCGACCGUCUGAAAGACACACUGAACGAGUUCUGCUACACAAUCCUCGCAAACAACGACAUCCUGCAGACCCAAAAGGGUAUCAUCCGAACCAACUGCAUGGACUGCCUUGACCGCACCGGCGUCGCCCAGUGUGCAUUCGGACAAUGGGCCCUCGAGCACCAACUCGAGAACGAAGGCAUCGAUAUUGACUUCGGCGGCGACUCCUCAACUCAAUGGUUCAACACGUUGUGGGCCGACAACGGCGACGCCAUCUCCAAGCAAUACUCAUCCACCGCAGCCCUCAAGGGCGACUACACCCGCACCCGUAAACGAGACUACCGCGGCGCCCUCAACGACCUCGGUCUCACCCUGUCACGAUACUACAACAACAUCGUCAACGACUUCUUCUCCCAAGCCUGCAUCGACUACCUCCUAGGCAACGUCUCAACCCAAGUCUUCGACGAAUUCGCCAUCCAACUCCAAACCACAGACCCAGGAAUCUCCGUCCAAAAGCUCCGCCAAAACGCGAUCGAUACGAGUUGCAAAAUAGUCAUCAGCAGUCCCUCCGAGGACUUCCUCGGUGGCUGGACAAUGCUCACCCCGCGCCAACCAAAUACCCUCCGCACAUUCCCCUUCGAAGAAUCCGUCCUCCUCCUCACAGACGCAGCCGUCUAUAGCUGCCGCUUCGACUGGGAAACAGAUAAAGUCCGCUCCUUCGAGCGCAUCGACCUCCGCUCCAUUUCCCGCAUCCACUAUGGCACUUACAUCACCUCUAUCCUGACGGAGAGCCAAGCAAACGAAGCGAGUAAUGUCGGCCUUGUCAUCGUCUACAGAGACGGGGAUGCAAAUACCCUCCGUGUUAACACGCGCUCCCUCCAAAGUGAUGUCAAUAUGAGUUCGCUUGAGACAACUGCUAGUGCGAAUAGCGAGUGGGAUCUUGUUUCUUGGCUGCGUGGUGUGAAAAGGGCUACGACGCGCUUCGUUGCGUUUAAGGGGUUACCUUUGUCGACUUCUGUGGCUAGUCCACGGCUCGGCCCUACGACCGGUGUGGUGAAAGAGAUGGAUCGGGUGAGGUCUAUCGCUUUGGAUAUUGAGCGCGCUAUGCUUGCUGGUGAUGGGAGAAAUGUUGAGGCUUCUUCGGCUGUUGAGGAGUCGGAUAUUAUUUCUCUUGCUGAUGCGAAGAAGAGGACUGGUUGGUUGGAAUAUUUGGUUUAUGAUUUGAAGAAGAUGGUUUGGGCUUGA
Molecule: messenger RNA, 2877 nt
Organism: Penicillium canescens
Lineage: Eukaryota; Fungi; Ascomycota; Eurotiomycetes; Eurotiales; Aspergillaceae
Exons: 3
Coding region: 1-2877 (958 amino acids)
Biological process (GO): phosphatidylinositol dephosphorylation
Cellular component (GO): endoplasmic reticulum
Molecular function (GO): phosphatidylinositol-4-phosphate phosphatase activity
Source: RefSeq, a predicted model, not a curated record